CUUGGAAGAGUGAGAUAAAAUUAUAAGUGUGGAACGUGACUAGUCGUUUUGUUGAAAUUAAUUUCAAUUAUUUAAUAGUAUUGUAUUUUAGUGUGUUUUUUGUGACAUGGCUGCGCUUAAUGCUACUGGUACAGGACAAAAGAUUCAUAAUUUUAAUGGAUUUGAAACCAGGACUCCUUUUUUAAUUGGUGUUGCAGGAGGUACCGCGUCUGGCAAGUCUACAGUAUGUAGGAAGAUAAUGGAAAAACUAGGACAAGAUUCUAUUGACCAUCGUCAACGGCAAGUUGUGUGUGUCAGUCAAGACAGUUUCUAUAAAGAGCUAACUGAUGAAGAAAAAAUACUUGCCAAUAAAGGACUAUUUAAUUUUGACCAUCCUGAUGCAUUUGACAAUGACUUAAUAUACAAAACUCUCAAAGAAAUCCUGAAUGAAAAAGUAGUCAAUGUACCAGUUUAUGACUUCAGAAAAAAUUCUAGGAAAAAAGAUGAGGUGAUGACAAUCUAUCCAGCUGAUGUUGUUCUCCUGGAAGGAAUUCUUGUGUUUUAUUUUCCCAAGAUUCGUGAUCUCUUCCACAUGAAGCUUUUUGUAGACACUGACCCAGACACAAGAUUAUCCCGCAGAGAAUGGUUAAAUGCAGAAAAUAAAAGAUUGUUUCGUAGGAUCAUUUUUCUUUUGACAAAAAGGAUCUUAAACAGGUCUGACAUGCCCAGCAUUCACACUCAGCUGAGGAAGACAGAACUCUUCUGGGCUGGCCUUGUUGUCAGAAUGCCAGAGAAGCACCUUCCCAAAUGCAUCUUCUUGGGUGAACUACGGACCGGAGCAUACUCCCAUGGUGGUCAGAAGAAGAGCUACAAGGACACACUCAAGGUUGUACUAAAGGACUGCAACAUUGAUCCCAAUACCUGGGAAACUCUUGCCCAAAACUGCCCAGCCCAGAGGAGUGCUGUCACAAAGGGAGUGGCCAGAUAUGAUCAACAUCGCAUCCUGACAGCCCAGAACAAGCAUGCAACAAAAAAGUAUGCUGAUGUUAUCAUUCCAAGAGGAGCAGACAAUGAAGUGGCCAUCGAUUUGAUUGUUCAAACUAUUCGCGACCUUCUUCAGAGUCACUCUCGAUUUCAGAUUCAAGGAAUAAGUCAUGACAGAAGGAUCGCUAGAUCGCGCCACUACUCUGACUCUCAAGUGACUCGACCUCAUUAACAUAUUUAUAUUUUAAGGGUGGUCUUUCUUUCUCAAAUUAUGUUAUAUAUUACGAGGUGACAGGGACAAAGGUUUGACAUAUUGUGAACUUAUAUUAAGAAAAACAGAUCACUUUCAGUAGAUAAUUAUAUUUGCAAUGAAAAAUUUGUGAAAUUAUAAAAAUCACCGGUUAGAUACAGUUAUUGUAGUUUAAAGAUGUAGUUUUACACGCUUUACGUUAGUCUUUGAUGAUUAACGUCAUUGCACCUUUAAAUAUAUAUAUAUAUUUAAUAUUAUUGGUGCUAGGUUUAGCUUUCACCGUAUGUACUGUUGCUUAUAAUUAGUUAUAAUUAAGAUACAAAUGUCUUAAAUAUUUUGUAUUUAUCCUAAGAAACUUAUAGUAGUUUCGAUGUUGUAUAUCCCCGAGAGCUGCAAUUUUUAAUGGUAUUUUUGAUCGAAAUUAAAAAUAUAUAUAGCUCGUGAAGUUGAUAUUUAGCUUAUGUGUGUGUGAAAAAGGGAAAAUUACUAAAAAAAAUAUCUUUAUGUUAUAGUCGUUUCUCAAAACAAUAUUGAGAUCCAUGCAAUUUACUAUCUCAUGUAGCGAAGAACACUUUCGAAUUUUAGUUGAUAAAUAUCUGAUUAUUUUAAUCAUGCAUAAAGUAGAAAAGUGUUCAUUAUUGAAAUCUAAAUAAUAUAAUUGUCGACAUUGUGUCAUAGCCUAAAAUUAAGAUCUUCACGAGAGCAUGUAUGUCUUCCGUGUCAUAUCUUCAAUAUUAUCUUGCUAUACAA
Messenger RNA from Limulus polyphemus (Atlantic horseshoe crab), 1963 nucleotides. Its product is annotated as uridine-cytidine kinase 2-like. Bases 107 to 1195 code for a protein of 362 amino acids. NCBI's taxonomy places the organism in Eukaryota, Metazoa, Arthropoda, Merostomata, Xiphosura, Limulidae. The record is from RefSeq and is a predicted model, not a curated record. The transcript is spliced from 8 exons. Gene Ontology annotation, molecular function: ATP binding; kinase activity. Gene Ontology annotation, cellular component: cytoplasm; cytosol.